ACUGCGCCUGCGCAGAGAGGCUUGCGAGCAGCGAAUGACGAGUGCGCAGGCGCAGAGCCCGCGCGUGCGCGAAAUUAUAUGUGUGUGGUGUGAGGGGAGUUGAAGGGGGAGCGAGAGUCACUUUCCGGUGUUUCUCUGCGGCAGCGAGCGCUUCCGGACGGCGUGAGGCGGGGCCGGCCGGGGAUGGUGUCUUGCUGGCUGCACGGCGGUAUCGCGCGCCGAAUGAAUUCUGCUAAGUGCUGUGGAACCUCGGUUCUGUGAUGACCAGUUUUAAACUAAAGUCAUCUGAAAAGAGUGACCCUCAGUUGAGAGAAUGCCCCACCAGGUUGGCCUGUGGACAGCCCUACCUGGCAUUGUCUUGACUGAUGAUUGAUGUUGGAAGAUCCAGCCCACUGUGGAUGGUGCUGCCCCAGUUGGUGGUCCUGGGUACUGUAACAAAGUUACGAGGAGCAAGCAACCACCAUGUAAAUGGGAAUUGUCAAGAUGUCUAGAGAGUGGUGUGGCCUCCCUGCCAGCUCAUCUUUCCAGCUUGCUGCUGCUGCCAUUGAUGAGCUGAGGAGCCUCUGGAGAUUAACCCUUCCCCCGGGAGCCCAAGCAAGGGAAGGAGCUAUUCUGAUGAGUUCUUGAAGGCAGAGCUACUGCCUUGCCCCAGCAGCCCCACAGAUCUACAUGUCUGGCCAACUCUGGCUUUGGGUGGCCAGAAGACAAAAAGCUGGACCUACCCUAACUCCCAGGUACCCUUGCUGUUCCUGCCUAAGGUGGAGAAGUGCUAACCCCUGAUGGGCAGCUAUGCUUCCACACAAAUCACAAAGUUGAGAGUACAGAAUACCACGCUUGCAAGCACAGGUCCCAGAAUGUGCAAGGUGGAGGCAGGAGGAUCAGAAGAUGAAGACCAUCUUGGGCUACAUACACAUCCUGAGCCACCCGAGACCCUGUUUCAACCAAAGAUUGGUGAUGGGGUUUCUGGCAGCUGCAGAGGCAGGAUGCGAUGCACAGGGCUAAUGGGGGUGCUGUUCACCCUGGUCAGCCUGCUGCAGCUGGCUGUAGCUCUGAGAAUCGCAGCCUUCAACAUCCGGACUUUCGGGGAGACUAAGAUGUCCAACGCCACCAUCUCUAGAUACAUUGUGAAAAUCCUGAGUCGCUAUGACAUCGCUGUUGUCCAAGAAGUCAGAGACACCCACCUGGUGGCUGUUGGGAAGCUACUGGAUGAACUCAAUUGGGACAAACCUGAUACCUAUCGCUAUGUGGUCAGUAAGCCGCUGGGCCGCAACAGCUACAAGGAACAGUACCUUUUCUUGUACAGGCCUGACCAGGUGUCUGUUCAGGACAGCUAUUACUAUGAUGAUGGCUGUGAGCCCUGUGGGAAUGACACCCUCAGCAGAGAGCCGGCCAUUGUCAAGUUCUUUUCCCCAUUCACGGAGGUCAGAGAGUUUGCAAUUGUGCCUCUGCACGCAGCCCCAACUGAUGCUGUGACUGAGAUUGAUGCCCUCUAUGACGUUUACCUGGAUGUCCGACAAAAGUGGAACCUGGAGGAUGUCAUGUUGAUGGGAGAUUUCAAUGCUGGCUGCAGCUAUGUCAGUUCCUCCGAAUGGUCUUCCAUCCGCCUCCGGACAAGCCCUGUCUUCCAGUGGCUGAUCCCUGACAGUGCGGACACUACUGUCACAUCUACACACUGUGCCUAUGACAGGAUCGUGGUUGCUGGAGCUCUGCUCCAGAGAGCUGUUGUUCCCAACUCUGUUGGUAUCUUUGACUUUCAAGCAGCAUACGGCCUUACCAAGCAGCUGGCUGAAGCCAUCAGUGACCAUUACCCAGUGGAGGUGACACUCAGGAAAACCUGAUGUCAUCAAGCAGCACAGCCAUAUGCACAGACAUGUGUGGUGCUGCUGCGAUCCAUUGUCCCAGGACAGACAGAAUGACUACCAUAUGGACUAAGAAAUCCGGUUUAAUUGAGGUAAAUAAAGCUGAGCUCAAGCAGUG
Molecule: messenger RNA, 1977 nt
Organism: Cricetulus griseus (Chinese hamster)
Lineage: Eukaryota; Metazoa; Chordata; Mammalia; Rodentia; Cricetidae
Source: RefSeq, a predicted model, not a curated record